AUGAAUGACAGAAAUAAGAUACUCGAAUUAAUUAAUAAAGGUAUUAACGUUGACAGUAAAAACAAGUUGGGUGCAACUCCCUUAAUGUUAGCAUGUCAAAGUACUAAUUUAUCUAUUGUUCAGUUAUUAAUACAACACAAAGCAAACAUUACGUCAACCGAUAAAGUUGGAAGGAAUUGCUUACAUUAUCUUUGUUUAAAUAAACUUGUAAAUGAAAACUUAUUAUUAAUUGCACGAAGUAUGGAUUGUCAUCCGUUAACGCGAGUAAAAGAUAAUACAGGAAAAAUACCAGUAGAAUAUGCUAUUAUGAAUAAAUUAGAACAACUAGCAAAUUAUAUAUUAGAUAUUGAUUCAAGGGUUGACGUCAAAUUAUUAUAUGACUAUAAUAAUGAAGUUGUAGAGAAACCGAGUAACGUUAAUAGGUAUGGAUUUUUUGAAGUAGAAGGAGAAAAAGGAGAAUUAUUUAUUGUAAAAAAGUAUUCACAUAAAAAAAUAAAUCAACAAAAAGAAAGAAAUAGAAAAUGGGAAAGAAUGCUCGACAAAGAUUGGGAUGAAAAUAUUCCUGUUAAGUUACAAGAACGAGUGUAUAAAGGAGUUCCAGAUGAUUAUAGAAUUUUAUAUUGGAAAAGGAUAUUAGGAAUAGAAGAAAUUAGUCAAGAAUUAAAAGAAGAAUUUAAAAGAAAUACACAAAUAUAUUCAAGGUCUCCUCAUGACAAACAGCUAGAUUUAGACGUUAAUAGAAGUUUUCAAUUCCAUUAUAAAUUUCAUGUUCGUUAUUCUGGUGGGCAAAAAGAAUUAUUUUAUGUUAUGCAUGCAAUUUCAUUGCAUGAUAUUUCUUUUGAUUAUGUCCAAGGAAUAUCAUGUGCUCCUUCUGUUCUUUGUAUUUUUUUGGAUAAACUUAGUGCUUUUACAGGAACAUUAAAAUUAUUUACACCAAAAUAUCGUUUAAAAGAAAUGUUUCAAGACUUUAAUUUUAUUAAAAAGUGUUGGGUUGUUACAAAAAAAUUAUUAAAUACUAGACAUCCUAAAAUUGCUGAAAAAUUCAGACAAUGUGGUAUUAUGGACCAAUCACUACCUUUUUUUAUGUUUGAAUGGAAUUAUCUUUGGUUUAUUCACUCACUUAAAUUUGAAUUAGCAAUACGUGUUUUUGAUGUUAUUUUAUUAGAAGGAUUUACAGCAAUGUUUUCUGUUUCAGAUACAAUCUUUCAUUUUAUUGAAGAAGGAAUUUUAAAUGAAAAGGAUCCAAAUAUUUUACAACAAAAAUUGAAAAAUCCUUUUACUUUAUUAACAAAACCAUUAACAACAAACACAUUUAUGGCUCAUAUGUAUAAACACAGGAUUGAUGGAAGUUUAUUUGCUUCUUUAUUCUGA
This is a messenger RNA of Entamoeba dispar SAW760, 1371 nucleotides long. RefSeq lists its product as uncharacterized. The record is from RefSeq and is a predicted model, not a curated record. Bases 1 to 1371 code for a protein of 456 amino acids. The transcript is spliced from 2 exons. Gene Ontology annotation, molecular function: protein binding. NCBI's taxonomy places the organism in Eukaryota, Evosea, Mastigamoebida, Endamoebidae.